Messenger RNA from Hordeum vulgare subsp. vulgare (domesticated barley), 2809 nucleotides. Its product is annotated as serine/arginine repetitive matrix protein 1-like. Lineage: Eukaryota; Viridiplantae; Streptophyta; Magnoliopsida; Poales; Poaceae. The transcript is spliced from 4 exons. Gene Ontology annotation, molecular function: mRNA binding; U1 snRNA binding. The coding region runs from base 183 to 2222 and encodes 679 amino acids. The record is from RefSeq and is a predicted model, not a curated record. Gene Ontology annotation, cellular component: precatalytic spliceosome; U1 snRNP; U2-type prespliceosome. Gene Ontology annotation, biological process: mRNA splicing, via spliceosome.
GCCCUCCAUUUCGUACGGCCUCCCAAAAAUCUCAAUCCAUUGCUUCUUCUUCCCUUCUCUCUCCAAGGGUGGAGGAGGAGGAGGAGGAGGAGAGAGAGAGAGGAGAGAAUUCUCUCCCACGGGUCGGAGCAAGGGAAGGAUUCCCACUGCAGAAGUGGCUGCCUCCGUGGCGUAUUUCGUAGAUGGAUUACAUAUCCCCUGAGAGAAGUCUGGAUGGGACUUGUGGAGACCCUGGGCCUUUAUUUGGAGAUCAAGAUGGUAGCUUGUUGGAGCACAUGGAUUAUCAUGGUGAAGGAAUUACACAACCUGAAUCCCCACCGCUGAAUGAUGGACUUUUAGUUGAUGCAGCCGAUCAAAUUUCAUAUUUGUCUGCAGAUUCUGUACCCUAUAUGAAUGAUCAGAUCAUGUGCAAUACAAUGAAAUCUGCUUCAACUAGUCCAGCAUCUCCCCUGAAGCAAGACGAGGAGCAUCAUGUGCAUAUAGAAUCUGAUAUGCAAAAUGAUGCAGCUGAACAGAAAGUUCACCAUAAUGAUGACUGUGAAGCACAUACCUCGUCUCCGGGUUAUGAUGUGCAUCAGAAUACAGAAGUGGUUGAAGGUGUUCUUCCUCCAGAGCUUCAUGAAAGCAGUGGUAAUGAUAUAUCAAACUUUCAACAAGAAACUACACAUUCUGAUGUCUAUCAUGGUGACUCUAUGUUAGCUGAGAAUAGCAGUAGGGAUUAUCAGUUUAGCAAUAGCGGUGACGAUGAUGAUGAAAUUCCAAACUCUUCUGCGCCUCAGAUGGGAAAUAAGGACAACAGAAAGUUACAUGAGACUCUUCACAAUGAAGUGAAUGGGACAGAGGAUGAUCAAAUGAACGGUGGGAAUUCUAAUCCUCGUGGUGAAAAUGACACUGAGAACUUCAACUCUGCAAUUGAAUCUUCCUAUUUGGAUGGGAUGGAGCAGGAAGAUCCUUGUACCGAGAAUGGCAUUUCUACACCUGGCAACCAGUGGGAUUCUCCACCUGAGAGGUCUGCAGGACUAGAAAAGGGUACACCAUCACCAGCCAGGAGGGUCUCACUUUCUGUUGAAAGGUCACCUCAUGCUCAUUCAUCUGAGAAACUGGACUCACCCCAUCAUGCAAAAGAAGGUGAUAAUUUGGCUCACUCUCGAAGCCCACCAGCAAGACGUCUGUCCCGAUCUCCUGGAUCUCCUGAAAAUCAUGACACCAACCGUAGAAGAGCUCCCUCACAUGAGUUGUCUCCACAUGCACGGGAUAACUCUCCAGAAAGAAAAGCACAAUCUCGACGUGGAGAUGGGUCACCGCGCCGAAGAUCUACGUCCCCUAGAAGAAGAGAUGGGUCACCGCGACGAAGAUCAGCUUCCCCUAGAAGAAGACAUGGUUCACCACGCCGAAGAUCUGCAUCACCUAAAAGAAGAGAUGGGUCGCCUCGCAGAAGAUCUCCAUCCCCUAAAAGAAGGCACGGGUCACCACGACGAAGAUCUCCAUCCCCUAAAAGGAGGCAUGGGUCACCACGGCGAAGAUCUCCAUCUCCUAAAAGAAGAGCCUCACCCAAGAGGAGGGGUUCACCAAGGAGAAGGGAUUCCCCAACAAGGAGGAGGGAUUCCUCUCCACGAAGGAGAGACUCCUCACCAAGAAAGAGAGAUUCCUCUCCAAGGAGGAGGGAGUCCCCAACAAGAAGGAGGGACUCCCCAGCAAGAAAGAGGGACUCCCCAACAAGAAAGAGGGACUCCCCAACAAGGAAGAGGGAUAGAUCAAAAUCAAGGUCACCAUCAAGGAAAACUGAUUCCUCUAGACAUAGAAGGGAACAUGGUAGAUCUCGAUCAAGGUCUCCACACUCUAGGAGUCACCAUAGAAGAUCUCCAAGAAGAAGGCAUUCACCAAGGCACAGAUCACCUCCAGCAAGGCAGCAUUCUCCUAAAAGAUGUUGGUCACCACCUGCCAAUAGGAAGACUGGAUUGGGUAAGCCUGGACGGAAUCUGUUUGUUGCAGGCUUUAGCUAUGCCACCACAGAGCGAGAGUUGGAGAAGAAAUUUGCUAAGUUUGGACGUGUAACAAGGGUACGGGUUGUCCGAGAUAAACGAACUGGAGAUUCUCGAGGCUUUGGAUUUCUAUCCCUGGAGAAGGACGAGGACGCUGAUGCAGCAAUCCGAGCUUGCGACGAGACAGAGUGGAAUGGUAGGAUCAUUCUUGUGGAGAAGUCCAAGGCACCUGCAUGGUGAAUCUUACACCCUAGAGCCCUGCAAGCAAUGCUCUGGGUGGGAGGACGAGUUUGCACAGCUUUUUAUCGUACCAACAGUAUAACAUAAACUAUUAAUUAUCAUUACAUGUGGCAAAGUUUACUUGAAUCAGCGCUCUAUGCUCUACUAGGAGUAAGUAAUAAUGCACUUGCUAUGGCUACCUUGCUGACAGUUAUUGAAGAAUAAGAUGAUAUGCCAAACCUUAGCUUGUUUCAGGGCACUGCUGCUGAUAAAGAGGGAGUUAGCGGUACACAUUGUAAUAUCUGCAACCUCUACUACACAUUCAUGACAUUCAUCCUCUUCCUCUGCAUGGUGAUCGAGUGUUUGGCUGGCAGUUCAGUUCAUGGUGAUGCAUGGGCGAAAUUCAGACUUGGGAGGCUGUGUUGGUCAUUAAGUUAGAAAAAAUAAUUUUAUAUGUUUGUCAUCCGUAUUUUGUGUUUUAGAUCGUUUAUUUACUACUAUAUGUUGGAUGUAUAUGGCCGAUAACUUUUCUGCUGUCUUUUUCUUUUUGCCUCUACUCAUGAAUCAGAAAUAUUUAUUUAUGCACAAAAAAACUUUAUGAGCCUUCA